GAAUGGGGUUUCAUUUCUGCAGAGAAGGUGGGGCAUCAGGCCAGGGGCAGCAGGGGACAGAGACUCGGGCAGUCCCUGGCCCCACCAAUGGUUUGACUCAGAGAUCCUCUCAGAGCAGGAUCCCAUGGCCACAUGCUUGGGCAGCUGUGCGCACUGAGGGGAAAGCGCGAGUGCCACAGCGUCAGAGCUCCAGGGCCACCUGGUGGACAAAGAACUCCACUGCCUGGACAAGCAAGGAGCGCCACUCCCCCAGCAGUGCUCUGAGGUGCAAGGCUGGAAGCCAGAGAGAAGAGCUGUUGGCUGCAAAGAAGACUCACACCUCACAAAUUGAAGUGAUCCCUUGCAAAAUCUGCGGGGACAAGUCGUCUGGGAUCCACUAUGGGGUUAUCACGUGUGAGGGGUGUAAGGGCUUCUUCCGCCGGAGCCAGCAGUGUAAUGCGGCCUACUCCUGCACCCGCCAGCAGAACUGCCCCAUCGAUCGCACUAGCCGAAACCGCUGCCAGCACUGCCGUCUGCAGAAGUGCCUAGCACUGGGCAUGUCUCGAGAUGCUGUCAAGUUUGGCCGAAUGUCCAAGAAGCAAAGGGACAGCCUGCAUGCUGAAGUGCAGAAACAGCUGCAGCAGCAGCGGCAGGAGCAAGUGGCCAAGACCCUACGUGCCGGGGGCCAAGGAGCUGACGCCCUCACUUGCCCCUUGGGGCUACCCGACGGGCAGCUGCCCCUGGGCUCCUCACCUGACCUACCUGAGGCCUCUGCCUGUCCUCCUGGUCUCCUGAGAGCCCCAGGCUCCGGGCCCUCCUUCUGCAACAGCUUGGCCAAGGCCAAGCUCAACAGGGCCUCAUACCACCUCGAAUACAGCCCUGAGCGGGGCAAGGCUGAGGGCACAGAGAGCUUCCAUAGCACAGGCAGCCAGCUGGUGCCUGUCAGAUGUGGACUUCAUUUUGAGGGCCCCAGGCAUCCUGGGCUUGGGGAACCAGGACAGGGACCAGACAGCUACUGUAGCCCCAGUUUCCACAGCACCCCAGGGGCACCUUAUGCCUCCCUGACAGAGACAGAGCACCUGGUGCAGAACGUUUGCAAGUCCUACCGAGAGACAUGUCAGCUGCGGCUGCAGGACCUUUUGUGUCAGCGCACCAACGUCUUCUCCCGGGAGGAGGUGGCUGGCUACCAGAGGAAGUCCAUGUGGGAGAUGUGGGAACGCUGUGCCCACCACCUCACAGAGGCCAUUCAGUACGUGGUGGAGUUCGCAAAGAGGCUCUCAGGCUUUAUGGAGCUCUGCCAGAAUGAUCAGAUCGUGCUACUCAAAGCAGGAGCGAUGGAAGUGGUGCUGGUCAGGAUGUGCCGGGCCUACAAUGCUGACAACCACACAGUCUUUUUUGAAGGCAAAUACGGUGGCAUGGAGCUGUUCCGCGCCUUGGGCUGCAGCGAGCUCAUCAGCUCCAUCUUUGACUUCUCCCGUUCCCUGAGUGCCUUGCACUUUUCCGAGGAUGAGAUCGCCCUCUACACAGCCCUUGUCCUUAUUAAUGCCAACCGACCAGGGCUCCAGGAGAAAAGGAAAGUAGAACAGCUGCAGUACAACCUGGAGCUGGCCUUCCAUCAUCAUCUCCACAAGACUCAGCGCCAAGGCAUCCUGGCAAAGCUGCCACCCAAGGGGAAGCUUCAGAGUCUGUGUAGCCAGCAUGUGGAGAAGCUUCAGACCUUCCAGCAUCUCCACCCCAUCGUGGUCCAAGAUGCUUUUCCCCCACUCUACAAGGAACUCUUCAGCGCUGAAACUGAGUUGCCUGAGGGGCUGUCCAAGUGACUGAGGAUGGACUCCUUUCCCCUUCCUAGAGCCUGCUGGGCCACCUCCCUGGACCCCCUCUCACCCUCAGCCUUUUCCUUUCCUGUGCCCCCAGGAGGGUGGUCCCUGUCUAGUCUUUGGGGGUGAGCAAAUGCUGAGACUGGCUUUCUGCCCAUAGCUUUCCUGGCAGUGGGCCGAGCCAGAGGCUGGGGUGGAGGAACCCCAUCUCCUGCCUUCACUUUGCUCUGUCUCCUUUCCCAUGCUCCAUCACCCCCAGCUUCUGGGAGGCCUGGGGUGGAUAUAAGGACCUCUAGGAGGACCAAGUUGUCCUUAGGGCAACAGGAGGAUCUGGGACACACUGGAUGAAUGGAACUCAUCUUUGGGCUCAGAAGCUAAGAAUAGGCCUUUGAAAUACCUCAUUGCAUUUCCCUGUGGGCUUCAGCUGAGGUAGAUGCAUCAAGCUCAGAGACUGGCCUCUGGAGCCCAGAAGGACUUGUGUGUAACAUGAAUCAGGAUCUUUAGAUUUUCUGCCUUCCCCCUUCCUCCCAGCUCAGCAAGGAAGUGGUUGGGUACCCUGUCCUCUUCCUGGGGCCUAAAAACAAACUGGAUUUAUGGAGGGUAAGGAUGGGGUAGGGGUAAAGGGCUGGGGAUAAUUUUUUAUGGGGUUUGGGUAUAGCGACAGGGUACAAUGAAGGUCAAGAGCAUCACAGGCAGACAAAGAGAGUUAGAACUCAAACCUCUUAUGUGCACUUUAAAAAUCAACUUUAGGGGUUAGCACAAAUCUGAUCAGAGAUACAUGUCCACAUUACAGAUGGAAACACAUAUUCACAGACUCAACCUGCAACUAUGUGGUUCUAUAGAUCCACAUUUAAUCUUACAAUCUCUGAUUUCCUUGAGGACACAGCUCAGAGAAGUUUAGUGGCCUCAGGGAAGAGUCCCAAUUCUGAGGGGGCCUCAGAAUACUUCCAUGGUGCCCCUGGGGUGGUCCAAACUCUAUCCCAGCCCCAGCUGCCUCCCAUCAUGAGAAACCCAGAGAGACGCAGAAAUGUCUGGACACUGCUCAGUCAAAAAGGCCAAGGACAGACCCUCAGAGGACUGUCUGGGCCCUGCCUUCCAGCCUUGCUUUCAUGGAGAAAAGAGGCAGAUGUAAUCCCACUGCUCUGUGGCUGGGCACCAGCAGGGAGAAGGAGACCAACAAGCAGGGCAGAGACCUGCGAUCCCACCCCAGAACUUCUCUUGGCUUUAUAAAUAGCUGUGAGCCCUCUUCUGAGGGAUAAACAGCAGAUGGUAGGGAGAGAGUAUGCUCCUGUAGGAGGAGGGGUUUAGUUGGGUGAACAUAAACCCCAACUUGUGCCAUUCCUUAUAAAAUGAUUUUAAAGGCCAGAAGUGAUAUGUCUGAGGGUCAUGGGAGCCUUAAAUAGGAUUACCUACAUGCUGCCCUCCAGUCUCAUUCCUGUGUGGAGAGACCUAGGUUGCCAAUCCAGCAAUCCAUCCAUUGCAAGAGCAUAAAGAUUCUAGCACUGGCUCUGAGCAGUUCCCCAAUGAGGCUUGGAGCUUAUCCAAAGGAACCCCCACCAGAGUCUCCAACUUAGCUCCAGGGCAGAUGCUCUGGACUGAGAACUUUCCCUACAGAUGAUACCCACAGGGGACACUUAGACUGAGUUGUUGCACAGAAUUGCCCCACAUCUGGGGAACCAAAAGACAACCUAAAGGAAGUGCUUGGCCCCAGAGCACCCCAAAGGGGAAUCAAGAUGUCCCAGAGACCCUUUUAGGUGGCCCAGCAGCCUCUACCUCCUAACUCCUCCUGGGACUCCAGAGCCUCCCUCUGAACUUCCUCCCCCGACUUGCCAUCCUGUAGUGGUGCUUGCUGCAGCAGCGGGGUUGCUGCAGACUCAUUCUUGCCGGGUUUUAAAGAGAGAGAGUUAAAAAAA
Molecule: messenger RNA, 3709 nt
Organism: Manis pentadactyla (Chinese pangolin)
Lineage: Eukaryota; Metazoa; Chordata; Mammalia; Pholidota; Manidae
Gene: RORC
Product: RAR related orphan receptor C
Exons: 11
Coding region: 3-1799 (598 amino acids)
Biological process (GO): regulation of transcription by RNA polymerase II
Cellular component (GO): nucleus
Molecular function (GO): nuclear receptor activity; zinc ion binding; RNA polymerase II cis-regulatory region sequence-specific DNA binding
Source: RefSeq, a predicted model, not a curated record